AUGCAGUUCUCCAUCAUCGCCAUUGUCUUCGCCGCUACCUUCGCCGCUGCCACCCCCAACCCGGGUGCCAUGAUGACCAAGCGUACCUGCGGUACCCUCACCGGCACUCCCCUCAAGGUCUGCCAGACAGCCUGCAAAGCCACCUGCACCGUUGCCACCGCGGGCAUUGCCUCCACACUCUGCAACGCGGCCUGCACAGCGGGUCCCCUCAAGCGCGACCUCGAGGCUGGCGACGAGGAGGACAUCUACAGCAUCGCCGCCCGCUCCGCCGAGCCUGAAGCCGACCUCGCCCGCCGCAUGGCCGAGGCUGAAGCCGACCCUGAGGCUCACGUCGACAUGCUCGUUGCCCGCGUCACUGGCCAGCAGGUCUGCAACAUCGCUUGCGAUGUUGCCUGCAACUCCACCGUCCUCGCUCUCGCACAGACCAAGUGCCUCCAGGUCUGCAAGGGAAAGUGCGCCCCGUAA
Molecule: messenger RNA, 465 nt
Organism: Pyrenophora tritici-repentis Pt-1C-BFP
Lineage: Eukaryota; Fungi; Ascomycota; Dothideomycetes; Pleosporales; Pleosporaceae
Product: Dimer-Tnp-hAT multi-domain protein
Biological process (GO): regulation of transcription by RNA polymerase II
Cellular component (GO): nucleus
Molecular function (GO): protein dimerization activity
Source: RefSeq, a predicted model, not a curated record